Molecule: messenger RNA, 444 nt
Organism: Dipodomys spectabilis (banner-tailed kangaroo rat)
Lineage: Eukaryota; Metazoa; Chordata; Mammalia; Rodentia; Heteromyidae
Gene: Sntn
Product: sentan, cilia apical structure protein
Exons: 4
Coding region: 1-444 (147 amino acids)
Molecular function (GO): transition metal ion binding
Source: RefSeq, a predicted model, not a curated record
AUGGGAGGCUGUAUACACAGCACCCAGGACCAAGCAAUCCAGUCAGAAGGGGGGUCCAGUCCUUCUGCAGCCCAAGCAUCCACUUUAGUGCCUAGGAAAAUGCCCAAAAGCAUAUCAAUAUCCAAGCAACUGGCUUCAAUAAAAGCUUUGAAGAAGGGCUCAGAUCUGGAGAAGGCUAUGACCACUGCUGCUCUGAUUUACAGAAACUUUUCUGACCCUGAUGGAAAACUUGGAAAAGCUACUGCCAAAAACCUGCUGCAAACCCAAUUCAGGAAUUUCAUAGCCAAACAAGAAACCAAGCCAAACUACCAAGACAUCCUCUCUGAACUUGAUUAUCACACAGAAAAUAAGCUUGAUUUUGAGGACUUCAUGAUCUUGCUUCUAAGUAUCACCAUCAUGUCCGAUCUACUACAGGAAAUAUGGAGUGUGAAAAUUAUGAAAUAA